This is a messenger RNA of Pecten maximus, 3670 nucleotides long. RefSeq lists its product as uncharacterized. The transcript is spliced from 4 exons. Gene Ontology annotation, cellular component: extracellular region. Lineage: Eukaryota; Metazoa; Mollusca; Bivalvia; Pectinida; Pectinidae. The record is from RefSeq and is a predicted model, not a curated record. Gene Ontology annotation, biological process: mesoderm morphogenesis. The annotation marks the transcript as partial. Gene Ontology annotation, molecular function: heparin binding; growth factor activity.
CCUAGUGGGACCUCUGUUGGUGAGAGUGACAGGGGAGGUAAUUUGUUUGUACAAUUUGUUCCAGGAUGUAAGUACACCCAAGGGGACUGGACUGACUGUGACAUGACAACUGACACCAUGAGUAAGACGAUGACCCUGAUCUCUGGGGACAGCGUGUGUGAACAGACCAUAAUAGUCAGAGCCAAAUGUCGGAAGCCAUGUAAAUAUGCCCGUGGUCAGUGGGGAGAGUGUGACUCCAGUACAAAACUCAAGGAGAGAGUUGACACCCUCAAAACGUCAGUUAGCAAGGAUUUCUGUGAGAGUACCAGAAAAAUACACAAAAAGUGUGGCAAGAAAGCCAAGAAGAGCAAGAAAGGUUGUGUUUACCAGUCAGGACCCUGGGGAGAAUGUAAUGUGUUGAGUGGACAGAGGACAAAGACUAAGACAUUGGUGUCAGGUGACACAAGGAAAUGUGUACUGGAGAAAACAGUGUCAAGGUCAUGUGCUGGACCUAAAGGUCGAGAGAGAUGUUUCUUUGGGCCAUGGCAAGACUGGGAGGAGUGUCGCAAUGGUGUUCAGCGGAAACAGCGGGAAGUUCUACAAGGGGAAGAUAACUGUCAACGCAAAAGUGUCAAAACAAGAUCAUGUACUGAGAAAUCCUGAUCAAACAGACACACAGAUUUUAUUUUACAACAGCUGUGAUGUUAACUGAUAGUUUUAUCAUAAAUAUCCAGGAUUUCCAUCCAAAUGGAUAUCAACUGCCUGGCUGAGUGGACCUUUCGGGAAUUGGUACUAUACAUUGUACUCUAUACCAGAAAUUUUAUUAAUGAUAAAUUUCAUGAAACAGUGAAAGAGAAAACUUGGUGCUUAUUUUUGUAACAAGAACAUUUAACAGUUCCACAGUUUUUUCAGUUUCCUAAAUUAUAAAAAAAAAUGUCAAAUUCUGAAAGGUUCAAGAUUAGCACGAGAUGGAAGUCUAUUCAAGUAUAAUGUUCACCUGACAGUUUAUGAUUUAUAAUUAUACAUCGAAGAAUAUUAAUUCAAUUCUCCCAAGUGACUCUUCAAAUACAAGGCCACUUGUGACACCAUACCUAGGCUUCAGUGUUUUAAAACAUCCAUAAGACUUCAUCUCUCGAACUGUAUGGUCCCUAGAGAAUGUCUAAAAUGAUAUAAUAGUAUUGUGUACUUGUGGUGAUUGUUAGUGAUUAGUAAAGUGAUGCACAUUGGUGUACAUACAGCAGGCAUGAAGUGAAUAGUUUAUCUUUUUCAUGUCUCACUUUGAAAUUAUAAGUAAUUGAGAAAGAAAUUUCAAAUUUUUCAAUCAUUAUUUUCAAACCUGUAUUUUGGAAUUUCCCUUGAAAAAAUGUCCUGUAAAAAUGUAUAGUAUACUAGUAUAUGUCUGAAGCACUUCAUCACAAUCUCUGUAGAAACUUCAUUAUGGCCUGACAGGUUUUAUAGUGAUUUAACAAAAACAAAACAUCAAUUCAUAAGAUUUCUUUUCUAUUACAUGGUAAUAAAAAAACAAAAAGUAGUACUGAUCAAAACAUACAAGGAUAUUUUUUUCUGUUUCUAUAAAAUAUCAUAAAGAAGUAUAGAUCUACAAACAACUUAAGGAUUCUCAACAAAGUGGUCAUCCCAGAUUUAUAAAACAGGACUUUGUUGUAACUUAUGUUAGAGAGAUUCCUGUAAUACUUGGGAUUUGUAGAAUACAUAAUGCUUGUCUUGUAAGUUACUUUAUUUACUACAGUUGUAUAUGGCUAUACAUUAUCAUGUCCAACUCAUUUUCAUUAUUUUAAUUCAUUAUCAUGUUUAAUGUUAUAUUGUUAUAAAACAAUAUAUCAGAGGUCUUCAAAUGACAAAUUGAGUGAUAUUUGAGGAAUAAUUUUUAGUAUUUAAGUACAUAGUUAUAAAACUCUCUGGAGGAGGUUAUUCAUGUAAUUUAACUGAAUUCCUUGAUAACCUGAAGCCAGAGAAAUACUAAUGGCAUCCCAACUUUCUUCAAAUUUCUUGAUUAAACACAAUUAGUCAUUUACAGUGUACAUAUAUAUAUAUGUAAGUGUUAUUAUGUACCAUAUACUUGUAAUUCUUUUUCUGUUGUCUAUUUUGUGCAUAUAUAUAUAUUAACCAGAUAUAGAUUGUUCUAGUGUCAAACAGAUGUAGGAGUAAACCCUUCACCCCUCGGAGUGAGUCAACCCUCUGGGGAAUAUUCUUAAGCUGCAAAACACAAGGCUUGCAGGCAACUUAAAAAUCGUCCCCAGUGAGCACAGAUCCCCCUGCCAUCUUUAACUGGGUGACUCUAUCGCUGACCCUAUACUGACUUGACAUAAUGGCUGUGUGGGUGUUGUAUUGUCUGUCAAAGCUGGAUGUUAGAUUUUAUCUCAUAAUUCCUGUUUUAUCAAAUAAAAAACAACAACAUUACUUUAAUUAUCCUUUAAUUAAUUGUUGAGCUGUCCUUAUAAAUAUUGUGUUGUGUAGACAUUUCUAUAACCACUUAAUGAGGCAUUUUCUUUUUCAUGUCAAAAUGUAUAAAAUUACUGCCUUAAAAUGUACAAUUUAAUACGUUUAUGCAAAUUUUUUCUUAGUAAUUUAUAAAGAUAAUGAUUUUUUUUUCAUUUACAUUGAUACACUGCCCCUAGGUAUUCUGACAAACUGUCUAAUACAGCCUAAUUCUGUUCUCUGAUAUCAUAUGUUACCACAGUAAGUUAAUCCGUCAUCCUGUCUAAUCUGAACAGCAUGAAUCAUAGAGGUUGUCAGAUUAGAGAGAUAUUACUGUAUCUAAUGACUCCAUUGUUUAAAUUGUAUUGUUUUAAUUAAGGUUUGUUAUUUUUGGUCAUUAUGUAGAGAGACAAAAAUUAAAGAGUUGGUUGACAUUUGACAGAUUGUACAAAUAGGUGAUAAGGUGUCCUGAUUUUAAAUGUAAAUUAUCUACAAUAUUUCACACAAAAACAUUGUCUGUUUGAAUUAAUGUAAAUAUAUAAUUAUAAAUAAAACUUAUGGAAAUUAGCAGACAAUUAUAAUCAGUAUAAUAAAAUGGAAAACAAUUGUUAAUAUAUCCUUAAUAUGACAGUAAAAACAAAACAAUGUCAGGUAUCUUUUUAAUUCAUGUAUUCACGUUGAGAGUUGUUUCCCUGACAUACGUUUAUCACACGAAUAUCGAAUAUCGUAGACCCCAUGACAUCAAGUCAAAAAGGAAAUAAUAUGACCAAAUUUCAUGAAACAUGUAUAAUUUAGACAAUGACACAAUGCUUUAAUGAUGAGGUUGUGUGAUGGACCUAUUGUACAGACAUUCCAUUUAACCAACUUGAAAUUAAAAACCAUUUACCAAGUAUUACAUGUACAUGAUUUACAUAAUGCAAAUAAUUGUUUGUAUAUAACAGCAAAUAAUUGAACAACUGUAAUAUUUAUCUUAUAAAAAUUAUCACUAUACCUCAAAACUUACAACCUUUCAUUACUUUUCAAAUGUACCAAUACUUUUCAUUUAAAGAAAAAAUCUUUAACAAGAUAAAACAUCUUAUUUUAUAUAAAUAUGUGUACUAGGACCUCACCUUUUCUCUAGGUUAUCUCCCCUUACCUGUUGGUUUAAAAUGUUUUUGCUUAUACAAUGGGUCCGUAUUUGUAUAUCAAUGGUAUAUUUUAUGAAUUCAAAUGUGUUUGAAAAUGUUUAACGAUAAUAAAAAAUAUAAAUAUUGAA